UUAUAUCAAUUGGGAAUUUCGUUCGUGUAAAAACAAGGGUGAUCAAAAGUUGGAGGAUGUACAUCACAAAUUGGAUCAUGGGGGACUACUGAAUAUUCACAAUUAGUUGACGACAUAUGUAUAUCUUUUUCCUGAUUUGAUUGGACAAAAUUUGUCAUUCUCUAGUUCUCUGCAUUUGGUUAGGCUUGGUGAAGUUACUGCCGUUGAUCGAUAAUUCAGCUGCAGCUCGGCGAUCGGAUCUCGUUCUUUGUUUCCGGGUGGUCUAGUUUUGUAUAAACGUAGGCAAUUUUUGAAACUGCUGUGUGAAAUGAGCGUUGUAAAUAGAAAAUGAAGGCUGUGAAGAGAAAAGUUGGCAAGUAUGAGGUUGGAAGAACCAUUGGAGAGGGAACUUUCGCAAAAGUUAAGUUUGCACGGAACACGGAGACCGGUGAAAGCGUGGCUAUCAAAGUCUUGGCCAAGAGUACUAUUCUCAAACACAAAAUGGUUGAUCAGAUAAAACGAGAAAUUUCCAUAAUGAAAAUUGUCAGACAUCCUUGCAUAGUCCGACUGCAUGAGGUUUUAGCCGGCCAAGCAAAAAUAUACAUAGUCCUUGAGUUUGUGACUGGAGGAGAACUUUUUGAUAAAAUUGUUCAUCAUGGCAGGCUUUCUGAGAAUGAAUCAAGAAGAUACUUUCAACAACUCAUUGAUGCAGUUUCGCACUGCCACAGCAAGGGCGUGUAUCACCGUGACUUAAAGCCUGAAAACCUGCUGCUUGAUUCUGAAGGAAACUUGAAGGUUUCUGAUUUUGGACUGAGUGCAUUGCCUCAAAAAGGAGUUGAUCUUCUUCAUACAACUUGCGGGACUCCUAAUUACGUUGCACCUGAGGUACUAAGCCACCGAGGUUAUGAUGGUGCUACUGCUGAUAUUUGGUCAUGCGGCGUGAUCCUUUUUGUUUUGAUGGCAGGAUAUCUACCAUUUGAGGAGAUAGACCUUCUGUCCUUGUAUAACAAGAUCAACGCUGCACAGUUUUCAUGUCCAUUUUGGUUUUCUCCAGCUGCAGCAUCAUUGAUUCAUAAAAUCCUUGACCCGAAUCCUGAAACUCGAAUUAAAAUUGAAGGCAUAAAAAAAGACCCAUGGUUCCAGAAAAAUUAUGUGCCUGUCAGACCUAGAGAAGAUGAAGUGGUGAAUCUGGAUGAUGUUCGUGCCGUUUUUGAUGACAUUGAGGACAAAUACGUGAAUGAGGAACCUGAGAAUAAUGGCAAUGGCCCUCUGAUAAUGAAUGCAUUUGAGAUGAUUACACUUUCUCAAGGGUUAAAUUUGUCAGCCUUGUUUGACAGGCGGCAGGAUUAUGUCAAAAGGCAGACUCGGUUUGUUUCUCGACAACCUGCAAAAGUUAUAGUCGCUGCAAUUGAGGCAGCUGGACAAUCAUUGGGACUCAAGGUUCACACACGCAAUUACAAGACAAGACUUGAAGGUGUAUCUGCUAAUAGGGCAGGUCAGUUUGCUGUCGUGCUAGAGGUUUUUGAAGUCGCUCCAUCCCUUUUUAUGGUGGAUGUUCGUAAGGCAGCUGGAGACACCCUCGAAUACCACAAGUUCUACAAGAAUUUCUGUGCUAUGCUUGAUCACAUCAUUUGGAGACCAAAGGAAGCCACGCCAGGUUCGGCUUUGCUUAGAACAAUGACUUGCUGAUCCAGUUCUAGGGUAUGAAGCAAAUCAGUCGGUGUAGCAGUGCCAAGUACAUGUUUUAGGUGAAGGGGUUGUGCCCUUUUUGGUGUGCUAUGUAUAACUUG
This is a messenger RNA of Sesamum indicum (sesame), 1769 nucleotides long. The record is from RefSeq and is a predicted model, not a curated record. NCBI's taxonomy places the organism in Eukaryota, Viridiplantae, Streptophyta, Magnoliopsida, Lamiales, Pedaliaceae.